UGAAUCAGCUUCACCAGCUAAUGCGGUCGGCGGCUGACCUAAGAAAAGCUCAACACUUUUUAACAUUAACCGACUCCAUCGUCUCAAAAGGGUUUUUAUACUUUUAGGGUUUUACCGAAAAGAAGAGAGUUCGAGAGAGAGAGAGAGAUGGUGAAGAGCGAGAAGACGACGCUGGGGCGGUCCCUGGUGAAGCACCACAACCACAUGAUCCAGGAAUCGAAGGACAAAGGCAAGUACUACAAGAAUCUCCAGAAGAAGGUUCUCGAAUCCGUCACCGAGGUCAGCGACAUCGACGCCAUCCUCGAACAGGCCGAGGAGGCUGAGCGUCUUUUCACUAUCAAUCACAGUAACACCACUCCUCUGCCCAUUAAUGUAGACACACAGUCUAGCUCAAGUACUAUAGCAGCUGAAGAAUGGAGAGAGCAACAGAAGAUAGAGGAGGCUUUACACGCCAGUAGUCUUCAAGUGCCUCGAAGACCUCCUUGGACACCUGAAAUGUCAGUGGAAGAGCUUGAUGCUAAUGAGAAACAAGCUUUUCUGAAUUGGCGCCGGAUGCUUGUGAGGCUCGAGGAAAACGAAAAGCUUGUGUUGACACCAUUUGAAAAGAACCUGGAUAUCUGGAGACAGCUUUGGCGUGUGCUUGAACGUAGUGAUUUGAUUGUUAUGGUAGUAGACGCUAGAGAUCCACUGUUUUACCGUUGCCCUGAUCUUGAGGCAUAUGCUAGAGAAAUUGAUGAGCACAAGAAAAUGAUGCUUUUAGUCAACAAGGCGGAUCUUUUACCUCCUGAAGUCAGGGCGAAAUGGGCAGAAUAUUUCCGCCGUAACGACAUUCUCUUUGUCUUCUGGUCAGCUAUAGCUGCCACAGCCGUCCUAGAAGGCAAAGUCUUGAAAGAGCAAUGGAGAAAAUCCGAUAACUUCCAGAACACAGACGAUCCAGAAGUUGUCAUAUACGGCAGAGACGAGCUCUUGGCCCGGUUACAGUCCGAGGCCCAAGAGAUUGUCAGAGCGAGGAACUCUAGAUCACCUGUUGAUGAGUCUCAACGUGAGAAUGCCGUCGUUGGAUUUGUUGGUUACCCUAACGUGGGGAAGAGUUCAACAAUCAACGCGUUGGUUGGUCAGAAGCGAACAGGAGUCACCUCAACUCCAGGGAAAACAAAGCACUUCCAGACAUUGAUCAUAUCCGAUGAGCUUAUGCUUUGUGAUUGUCCCGGUUUAGUCUUCCCUUCGUUCUCGAGCUCGAGAUACGAGAUGAUCACUUGCGGUGUGCUUCCUAUCGACAGGAUGACGGAGCACCGCGAAGCUAUCCAGGUGGUUGCUGACAAGGUCCCUCGCAGUGUCAUCGAGAGUGUAUACAACAUUACACUUCCGAAACCAAAAACAUAUGAGCGUCAGUCUCGUCCUCCUCUCGCUGCUGAGCUCUUAAGAGCUUACUGUGCUUCACGUGGCUACGUUGCCUCUAGUGGACUACCUGAUGAAACGAAAGCGGCGAGGCAGAUUCUGAAGGAUUACAUCGGAGGUAAGCUGCGGCAUUUUGCAAUGCCGCCUGGGAUGACGGAGGAGAAGAUAGAGGAUGACACUGGUCGAGAAACAGGUUCAGAUUCUGAAGAAGGUGAGGGUGAUGAGAAGGAAAGCGACGAGCAAGUUCCUGGUAUUGAUGACGUGUUGGAGGAUCUGAGCUCGUUUGAUCUGGCGAACGGGCUUGCUUCUUCUAAGAAAGUGACAGUGAAGAAGGAGACUGCUUCACAUAAACAGCACAAGAAGCCGCAGAGGAAGAAGGAUAGGAACUGGAGAGUUAAGAACACAGAGGAAGGAGAUGGAAUGCCUCUGGUGAGAGUUUUCCAGAAACCUGCUAACACAGGACCUCUCACAAUGCGUUGAUCUUACCAUAUUGUAUAACAUCCAAGAGUUUAUGAUAUGCAGAUGGUGUUUUGUCAUACUAAGAUGCUUCAAAGUUUUUGUUUUUAUUAUGUAAUAACAGUUUGAACCUUCUCGAAUCUGUUCGAUGUUUUUGUUUCCAAAUUUUAAGUCUUAUUUGGUGAAAAAGGAGAAUGGUGAGAGUGAAAAUUGAAAUA
Brassica rapa (field mustard) is the source of this 2072-nucleotide messenger RNA. Its product is annotated as GTPase LSG1-2. NCBI's taxonomy places the organism in Eukaryota, Viridiplantae, Streptophyta, Magnoliopsida, Brassicales, Brassicaceae. The record is from RefSeq and is a predicted model, not a curated record. Gene Ontology annotation, cellular component: cytosol. Gene Ontology annotation, molecular function: GTPase activity; GTP binding.